GGUUGGUGCCCCUGCCCCCAGCCCAGGCAGGUAUAAGACCAACUCACCUAGGAACCAAAGGAACCUAGAUGGAAAAGAGAGAGGCCACCAUGUCCUCUUGGAGCCCAGAGCGAAACCAGAGCCCAGGGGGCUUGGAACCCUGUCUUUCUAGAACCCUGCUCCUGCUGCUAAUAAUUGUGGCCCCCUCAGCCCAGGGGGUCACCCCAAAUCCUGAAGCCUGCCAAGUGUUCCAAUUAGAAAAUGGCAGCUCUGUCAACUGCCAACCACCUGCAAAAUUUUUGAGUUACCUCCGAGCUGACACCGUCUACCUGGCUGUGGAGUUCUACAACCUCACCCAGCUGCCACCCGACAUGCUCCGGGACAUGUCUAACCUCCAGGAACUGCACCUUUCCAACAAUGGGCUGAAGAACCUCUCAGCCAAGUUUCUGUUGCCUGUGCCUCAGCUGAAAGUGCUCGAUCUCACCCGCAAUGCCCUGACCCAGCUGUCCCCGGGCCUCUUCCAGAAUUCAGCUGCCCUCCACACCGUGGUGCUGACAGAAAACCAGCUGGAAGUCCUGGAAGCCUCAUGGCUGUAUGGCCUGAAAGCCCUGGGGCAUCUGGAUCUAUCUGGAAACCGCCUCCGGACACUUCCCCCCAGGCUGCUGGCCAACUUCACCGACCUGCGCAUCCUUAACCUUGGCCAUAACCAACUGGAAACUUUGCCCUCUGACCUUCUGAGGGGCCCCCUGAAGUUGGAACGGCUGCACCUGGAAGGCAACAGAUUGCGAACACUCGAAGAAGGCCUUCUGGUGCCCCAGCCAAACCUGCACCACCUUUUCCUGAGUAAUAACCAGCUGGCCAUGGUGGCGGCCAGCACCUUCCGAGGUCUGAAGCAGCUGGACAUGUUGGACCUCUCCAACAAUUUACUGACCAGUGUGCCCAGGGGGCUCUGGACAUCCCUGGGGAAGCCUGGAGCAGCCCGGGACAUGAAGGAUGGCUUUGACAUCUCCGGUAACCCCUGGAUCUGCGACCAGAACUUGGACGACCUCUAUCAGUGGCUUGUGGACAAUAAAGACAAGAUGUUCUUCCGGAAUCACACAUGUUGUGCUGAGCCUAAAGCCAUGAAGGGCAAGACGCUAUUGGCUGCAGCCAUAUCCCAUUUGAAGCCUGAGGCUGGGGUGGAAAUGGGUAGGGAUGGCGUGGCAGAACACUGCACCCCACUAAGCAAUUAAUCCCCUCCUUUUAAGGGUGAGGCAGGAUUUCCAUAAUUGCUAGACCCAUUUUGCCGGUGCUUCCCAAAACACUUCUUAGGCUCUGCAGCCUCCUUGCCUUUGCUCAAGCUGCACCCUCUUCUAGGAACACCCGCUCCCUUUUCCAGAUCUCUUGGUCUCCCAGUUCCCUUGGCUCCCUUGCCCUCCCGCUGGCUCAGCCCUGGCCACACCGGGGCUGUCUCUAUCUGGCCCUGGCUCUCUCCCAGUUUGGGGGGCUCUCUGAGUGAGCCUGGGGCUCAGUUGCCUCUUACUCAUCACUUAGUCAGAGGUC
Molecule: messenger RNA, 1521 nt
Organism: Pteronotus mesoamericanus
Lineage: Eukaryota; Metazoa; Chordata; Mammalia; Chiroptera; Mormoopidae
Gene: LRG1
Product: leucine rich alpha-2-glycoprotein 1
Exons: 2
Coding region: 69-1211 (380 amino acids)
Biological process (GO): long-term memory
Cellular component (GO): plasma membrane
Molecular function (GO): protein binding
Source: RefSeq, a predicted model, not a curated record